Contarinia nasturtii (swede midge) is the source of this 675-nucleotide messenger RNA. RefSeq names its product cylicin-1-like. Lineage: Eukaryota; Metazoa; Arthropoda; Insecta; Diptera; Cecidomyiidae. The coding region runs from base 1 to 675 and encodes 224 amino acids. The record is from RefSeq and is a predicted model, not a curated record. The transcript has 2 exons.
AUGUUGAAGUUGAUUUUUGUAACGUGUUUGAUUGCAUAUGUGGCUUCAAUUCCGGUAGACGAGAAAAAAACGCCACCAAAGUCUGAAGAGCGUGUUUUGAUUAAGCGCGAAGAUCACAUUGCAGCCGGAAAAGCAUAUGCUGAUAAAGUUGAAAAUCAAAAGAAAAAUGAUGAAGCGCAAUCACAAAACAAUUCGAAAACUGUACAAAAUCCAAAGCAUUUGAAGAAACGUGAAACCGAAUCAACACCCCCGAAGAAAAGUGAGCGACAAAGUCGAGAUGUGUCAAAAGAAAAACCACAAUCAGAUCGUAAGACUCGAGAUACAUCGAAUCAAAAGGACGCAUCAAAUCAAGAUCAACAUCGUUCAUAUCAUGAAACGUCGAACAUAGAAGAUAAAAAUAAACCAAAACAUGAUAUCCCACCAUUUGGUGAAAAUCCAGCAAAGCCAAUUCAAAAACGGGAGACGGACAAAGAUGAACCUAAAAAGCAUAUUGACAACGUUGCCGAUGACGAGGAUGAUCAAAGUGAAAAAAAUAAACGUCCAACUCGUGAAACUUCCGAUGAAGUGAAAGACAAGAAACCAGAACAAAAAACUAAACGUGAAACAAACGAACCAAAACCGAAAUCGAAUGAUGCCAAAAACCAACCGAAAACCGGUUCAUUUGGCUCACAUUAA